Molecule: messenger RNA, 1938 nt
Organism: Pyrenophora tritici-repentis Pt-1C-BFP
Lineage: Eukaryota; Fungi; Ascomycota; Dothideomycetes; Pleosporales; Pleosporaceae
Product: metallopeptidase
Cellular component (GO): cytoplasm
Source: RefSeq, a predicted model, not a curated record
AUGGUUGCUUCGGACUCGCCUUGUGUUAUUGACUGCCCGCCUAACAAGGCCGCUGGUGUCUCAUCAGCACAUUCAGAUUUGGAUGCCGCCAUCGCUAAACUCCGCAUGACGGCGUACAUGUGGCAAGCCAUGACUGCCGAAGAUCUCAGAUUACAUGGUGUUGGACGACGCUCGUUUAGAUUGGAUGAAGAGUGGGUAGCUGAUACAACCAGUCGGGAUUUCCUCAAUGCGCGAAUGGAUCAGUGCCUGGAGCGUGAGGGCGCCAUGCGGUCGACUGCAAAGGUCAAUGUCAUCCGCUCUUCAAAAACUGUUGAACAGAUCCGGAACGCGAACAUUGCCCAGCAAAAUCCAAGGGCAUAUCGCAAGAAUGAUCUUUUCGAUUUCUUCCAAGAGGCUCUCAAAGAGGCUGGAGGACCGUUCGCUUCCAAUGCUCGCCCGAUUGUCGCUGGUCUGAUCCUCGAUUCUCAUUACAACGUUUCCAAAAAGCUUAUUCUUGGACACGCUGCUCUUGGUUGCCAUAACCCCGAAGGACUCUCGCUAGGCAUGUUCGGCAGCCACCUGACCUACUCCUGGCCGCGCUUCAUGGAGGAAGUCACUAGCUGCUUGACAGAUACACGGGCCCCAGGUGACAAAGUUGGCAACGACAAUGGUGAAUGUGCCACCAUAUGGGAAGCAUGCGCUAUUGGACAAGGCGCUCAUAUUCAUGAGGUAGGCCAUGCCUUUGGCUCUCCGCAUCGUCCUGGUAUUAUGGAACGUGGGUACGCCCAGGACUGGCCUAAGAACUUCCUAUCUAAGACUGCGUACUCUGCCCAUCUUAAAGAGGAGGGUGUUCUUGUGGAUCUGGCAAAGACGCCAAAUGAGGCUCGCUGGAACCUCGCUGACGCACUCGCAUUCCGGAUGCUCCCUCACUUCCGUCUACCCACUGAUGCCGUCUUGACUGAAGAAGAGAGGAACGAGAAGCCGAAAGCCUUCGCUUCGAACGAGGACGAAGAAGGUCCCGCGACACUGAACAUCAGCUCAGCCAGCGGUAUUGUACGUAUCACAUUUAACCGCACCGAGCAUUCGCAGCCUCUGGGUUGGCGCAACAACGCACCAAAGACGAUGGAAUACACCGAAGCCGACUUAGAACAACGAUUUGACCGCACAACACCUCUACACCUCCAGAUUCUCGCCUUCAACGGCAAAGAAACAAGCAUUCGAGACGCCUGGAAACUUCUCUCCAGCAGAUCCUUCGUCCGCAUCCCCGGCUCCACUCUCCGCCUCACAAAGCACCUAGCAGUCCCACGCUCUGUGGUCAUCAACCAAGAAGACGACGCAUACGAAUGGGCGCAGCUCCUCCGCGAAAAAGGUGCAGAUGGCAAACUGCACCGCGCCGUCUCCAUUGACUUCCGCGUAGGCUGCCUCUGGGACGGAGGCGUAGUCAAAUACGCAGACGGCCACAUAUCACACUGGGGCCCCAUGCAACGCUACGGGCGCAAACACGGCUUCGGUGGCCACGCAUCCAAGAAGAUUCGACUACCAGAGGGCGUCGAGAUAUCGUCGAUAGAGGUAAACCCACAAUCCGGUGUACGCAUGCACCUUGCCGACGGUACAUCAGCGGGUGAACUCAACACCCGCGGUGAUACCGAAAACGUAAUCACCACGUUAGCGCCUUCACCCGACGAAGUCAUCGUGGGCUUCUUCGGCAAGUCUUCCAGGAGCGGUUUCUGUGGUGUGUUGGAGUUUGGCAUUAUUACUGCCCCCAAGGAUGUGGGCUUGGACGGCUUGCCCGAGCAGGUGUGGGAGAUGAGUGAGCUGAAGAAUACGGCAGGGUUAGAGGAAGAUGGCGAUGAUUAUAAGAUGGAUGGGUAUUACCAGCAGGAAUAUGAUGAGGAGGAGGAUGAGAACGAUUUCGAGGAAGAUGAGUAUGUGGAGGAGGAUAAGAAGAUGGUGCUUUGA